Molecule: messenger RNA, 2453 nt
Organism: Drosophila willistoni
Lineage: Eukaryota; Metazoa; Arthropoda; Insecta; Diptera; Drosophilidae
Product: glycerophosphocholine phosphodiesterase GPCPD1
Exons: 1
Coding region: 57-2228 (723 amino acids)
Biological process (GO): glycerophospholipid catabolic process
Molecular function (GO): starch binding; glycerophosphocholine phosphodiesterase activity
Source: RefSeq, a predicted model, not a curated record
AUAUUUAUUAUCCAAAUUGUUUUCAAUUGUCCGAAAUUUUUGUUUUUUGCCGUUAAAUGCAUCGUUGGUUCUUUGUUAAUGAGCGAGAGAGUUGCUCUCUUCCAUCGGAAGCUGAAAACUCAGGAUGUAGUUUAUUAGAUGGGAAGGAUGCUACUGCAAUUAAACCCAUACCCACCACAGAUUGGCCAUUUUGUGUGACCUAUGACAAGCCAUUGUUGGGCAAUGAGUAUAUGGGCAUAAUUGGUAAUUGUGAUGAACUGGGCAAUUGGGAUCCACAGAGAGUGGCCCUGAUGGGACGCACAAAUUGUCAGUGCCAAAAAGGAUGCAGCUGUCGCCGAUUCGAGUUGACUAUAAAUAUACCCCGCAAUAUUGAUAUUGAGUAUCGCUAUUGUAUAGUCGCCUACGAUUCAAACUCGGGUGAGACUAUUAUACGUUUUUGGGAGGUACAUCUGAAACCUCGCCUAAUACGACCCUGUCAAAAUUUGCUAAAGCCCUGCGAUCGCUUUGGAUAUAAGAACGAUGAUAGUGAUGCGAAGUAUUGCGUUAAUCGCGGUUGGUCUACCACAGAGACAUAUAUUCAAUUCAAGAUCUUCAAUGCUCCUUUUAUAUGGCUAAAGCAACUUCGCAGAUUGCUCUAUGUGCAUAUUCAGCCGAUGUUUCAGAUGCCAGAGAGUGCGGGCGAUGGUCAAGAGGAUACGUCAAUAGCAAGAAAACGAUGUGAAUUCGAGGAGAGUUCUCGCUUGGCCUACACCGAGGUGGCAAAUCUGCACAGCUCAAACACUUUGUCUUUUCAACCUUCAUACGGGGCACCUUGUGAUUCCGAUGAUAUGCAAUUAUACCAUUGCUCCAUAGCCCAUCCAGAGGAUACGCUAUACAGACUGGAUUUGUAUACAUUUAGCUAUAAGUCCGGCCCCGAUGAGCCGCCUUAUCAUUAUGGCUAUGGCUUCAUUAAGCCCGAUCAAUUGGUCAAUACGGAGGGUUUUGUUAGGGUUAAGAUCAACUGUGCCUCCACCCAUCGUCCGUUGAUAGAGAUGUGUGUACGCUAUUUAAUCAUACGUCCCAUGACUUCGUUUACUUGUGAUAUGCAUCUAACGUAUCAGAGAUUCUGGAGACUCUCACAUCUGCCCUUGGAUGUAGGUCAUCGGGGUACUGGCAAUACAUAUAAAUUGGAUGAUAACAUUCAUCGUGAGAAUACUUUAUUCGCCUUUAAGCGCGCCCAAGCCCACAAUGCCGAUAUGGUGGAAUUCGAUGUGCAAUUGACCAAAGAUGGCCAAGUGGUUAUCUAUCACGAUCAUGUGCUGAAAUUUUUCCUCCAGAAUACACCCUCCUAUGAGACAUUAUUGGACAAAUAUGACCUGAUGAUUUUUCCGCAUGAGCAAUUUAAUCGCUUAAAAUUAUUAGCCAUGGGAGGCUCAAAGUGUUCCAACUAUUUCGCUCUGCCAUUCGAGGCCUUUACGUAUGAGCAGCUACGUCAAGCUUAUGCCUUGCGUUUCGCCACUAAUCCGACAAACGGUGAUCGGUCAAUACCGGAUCAAAUGCCUUUUCCAUUGCUUAUAGAUAUUCUGAACAAUGAAGAUGAAUCUCUGCCCACUUCAUUGGGCUUCAACAUUGAGAUCAAGUGGACGCAACUUGAUAGCACUAGACGAUGGGAGGACAAUGGUUUCAAGCCGACGUACGAUCGGAAUGUCUAUGUGGACACCAUAUUGGAGGUGGUGCUUAAAAAUGCCGGAGAGCGACGUAUCAUUUUCUCUUCCUUCGAUGCGGACAUUUGUGCAAUGAUACGCUACAAACAGAAUCGCUAUCCUGUAGUUCUAAUUACCGAGGAUCCCGAGAAGCCUGUGCAGUAUUUCGAUCAACGUGUUAAUAUUUUGCAGAAUGCCGUUUAUAUGGCGAGCGCAUUGGAAUUUUUUGGACUGGCUCUGCAUUCAAACUCGAUAUUGUAUCAUCCUAUAGCUCUGCAUUUGCUAAACGAAAACAAUCUACGGGGCAUAGUCUGGGGAUCCAGGAAUACGGAUGUCAAUGUUCGAGAUACGCUAAAGAGAUAUGGUCUAGUUGGUGUUAUCUACGACAGAAUUGAUCAAAUGGAUCAAAAGGGUGAGACACUCGAGGGCAAUGUUUUCACCAUUGAUUCAGCAAGGACGCGACCUUACUUUAAGGAUCUGCAAGAUGAAGAGUUACAGUUGAAUGGCUUAAUGCAAGCCAUAGAAACUGAGACAUCUGAGGAUUGAAUACCAAUAUCUAGAAAAAAAAACCCUUUUAGAUAGCCAUAUAAUAAUGACCCGAAAAACAUAUCAAAAGUUGAUCUUUCUUUAUGGUAAAAAUCUGUAAUAUACAUAAUAUUUAAUGAAAUGCAGUUCUUCCCUUUUGGGGUGUGAAUUUACUUUUAUUCAAAUCUUAAGACAAAUAAAAUAAAAGUAAUGCACUUGGUGAUAACCCGCCAACGUCCAUUCAAA